CGGUGCAGUCGCCAUUAUUUAUUGAUUAAUAACAAUAACAUUUAAUGUAAAUUUUUAUUAUACUAAAACGUGAAAACAUGACUUGCAUGUGACAUCCGGGAUAAUGGAAACUCACAACACUAUGUACGUGUGCUGAAUUUGAAAGGCAAGAAAUCGAAAGACUUCUACGGCGCCUAAUCAUUAAUGGCCGAUCAUUCAUCACACAGAAGCGACGGGAAACCUGAGAAAAAGAAACAGAAGAAAAGGAAACUCAACGUCGACGAAGCAGCAGACAAAGAAGAAUCUGAGUUACUUUCCGCAUUUAAAGCCUAUCAAUUAGAACUGGACGAGAAACACGACCGUCAUGAACGUCUGGUAAAGACGAGCCGUGACGUCACGUCGCAGAGCAAAAAAAUAAUUUUUCUCUUGCAUCGGGUGGUUGGAGUGGAAGACAAAGACAAAAUUCUGGCAGAAGCUGAUGAAAAAUUUGGUGAUGUGCGGAAACUCGUGCAACAUAUCGCGAUGGAAUUGCGUGACGACGAUAGCCCGGAUGCUGGACAUCGAUAUAGGCGAGCCUACAGAAUGGGCAUCCAAGAAUACGUGGAGGCUUUGGGUUUUAGUUUCUAUUGUCGGUAUGGACGUUUAGUGACGUACGAUGAGGUUGUAGCAACAACUCAGUGUGAAAGGCAAGUGUUCGAGAAAGACGAUGGAGAAAAAUCUCCUCCUGAAAAAAUUCCUCACACUGUAGAGUCGUCACCUAUCAGGCUCUUUGUAGACCCUCUAGACUAUGUUCUGGGUAUUGCAGACUUGACGGGUGAAUGUAUGAGGUUGUGCAUUAACUCAGUUGGCAGUGGAAAGACAAGGGAUUUAGCACACAUUUGUGAUUUUGUGAGAGGAUUAUACAGUGCCUUCUCUACACUUGACAAGACUGCCUCGUCUGAGAUAGGCAAGAAGAUGAACGUUAUGGCUGAAAGUUUGCGUAAAAUAGAGACUACCUGCUACAACGUCAUCGUAAGAGGUUCUGAGUGUCCACGACACGUACUCAUUGCUGACAAUGGGCCAGCAAACAGAGAUCAAACAGAAAUAUUGUGACCUCCCGAUAGUGAUUGUAGGUUGCCCUGAUAUCCAAGUGUGUUAGCUAUUUGACUGAUCAUGUAUGUCAGUUUCCUGAUGCUCUAAAUUUGAAUGCAAAUAUGUGGGUGCAUCGAGCCUGUAAGGCACGUCAAAGUGCAGAUACUAUUUGUUUGUAGACAAGCAGAUUGUGACCGGUGUGUUCUUGAUAUUGCCUGGUCAGUAAAACAUGACUUUGUAUAUUUUCCCUUC
Molecule: messenger RNA, 1302 nt
Organism: Corticium candelabrum
Lineage: Eukaryota; Metazoa; Porifera; Homoscleromorpha; Homosclerophorida; Plakinidae
Product: translin-associated protein X-like
Exons: 1
Coding region: 184-1071 (295 amino acids)
Cellular component (GO): cytoplasm; nucleus
Molecular function (GO): RNA endonuclease activity; sequence-specific DNA binding; RNA binding
Source: RefSeq, a predicted model, not a curated record